Molecule: messenger RNA, 4299 nt
Organism: Gracilinanus agilis (Agile Gracile Mouse Opossum)
Lineage: Eukaryota; Metazoa; Chordata; Mammalia; Didelphimorphia; Didelphidae
Gene: RHOBTB1
Product: Rho related BTB domain containing 1
Exons: 10
Coding region: 69-2159 (696 amino acids)
Biological process (GO): small GTPase-mediated signal transduction
Molecular function (GO): GTPase activity; protein binding; GTP binding
Source: RefSeq, a predicted model, not a curated record
GCCAGCGACCACCGAGCGCCGCCCCGGCUCCAGGGCUCCCGGGUUCCCGGGCUCCAGGAUUUGGAUAAAUGGACACUGAUAUGGAUUACGAACGGCCCAACGUUGAAACCAUCAAGUGUGUCGUGGUUGGAGACAAUGCUGUCGGCAAGACCCGAUUGAUCUGUGCCAGGGCAUGUAACACCACCCUAACCCAGUACCAGCUGCUGGCCACUCACGUGCCCACCGUGUGGGCCAUUGACCAGUACCGAGUUUGCCAGGAGGUGCUGGAACGUUCUCGAGAUGUUGUCGACGAAGUGAGUGUUUCUCUCAGGCUCUGGGAUACCUUUGGUGACCAUCACAAAGACAGGCGUUUUGCAUAUGGCAGGUCUGAUGUUGUGGUUCUUUGUUUUUCCAUCGCGAAUCCCAACUCCCUAAAUCAUGUGAAAACCAUGUGGUACCAAGAAAUCAAGCACUUCUGCCCUCGGACUCCGGUCAUUCUCGUCGGCUGCCAACUAGACCUGCGCUAUGCUGACCUCGAAGCCGUGAAUCGAGCACGACGCCCAUUGGCCAGGCCUAUAAAGCGUGAAGACAUUUUGCCCCCAGAAAGAGGCCGAGAAGUUGCCAAGGAGCUUGGCAUCCCGUAUUAUGAAACAAGUGUGUUUGACCAGUUUGGGAUCAAGGACGUGUUUGAUAACGCAAUCCGAGCCGCACUGAUUUCCCGAAGACACCUUCAGUUCUGGAAAUCCCACUUGAAGAAGGUCCAGAAACCUUUACUCCAGGCACCAUUCCUACCUCCUAAAGCACCUCCGCCAGUUAUCAAAAUCCCAGAGUAUCCCACCACGGGUAUGAAUGAAGCUGCCUAUUUAUUGGACAAUCCACUGUGUGCCGAUGUUAUGUUUGUCCUUCAGGAUGAGAAGCAUAUUUUUGCACACAAGAUUUACCUUGCUACCUCCUCUUCCAAGUUUUAUGAUCUUUUUUUAAUGGAAUGUGAGGAGUCUCCCAGUUUCCUCGAAGGCACUUGUACAAAAGAAAAGCCCAGUCGGGAUGUUCCGACAAGGACUUUGAAUCUUGAUACGGAGGAAGAAAGUAAGGAAACUGCCUCAAUCCCAUUAAUUGCUGAGGACUGGCCAUCCCAAGGUGAGGGUGUGUUGAAAAAGCCAGAGCUGGGAGCUAGAGACCUCCCUCCAAACACCAGAGACUUGUCCACGUGGAGCAAAGGGUUUGUUGACAUGCACAAAGAAAUGCUAGUCAACCCUAUUUCAAACAGAAUAGGUCCCGUGACUGUGGUCAGAAUGGAUUCUUCCCUUCAAUUGGGCCCUUUCAGGACCCUGCUUCAGUUUCUUUAUACGGGACAACUGGACGAAAAGGAAAAAGAUCUGCUGAGACUGGCUCAGAUCGCAGAGAUCCUAGAAGUAUUUGAUUUGCGAAUGAUGGUAGAAAAUAUCAUGAACAAAGAGGCCUUCAUGAAUCAAGAGAUCACGAAAGCGUUCCACGUCAGGAAAGCCAACCGGAUAAAGGAAUGCCUUAGCAAGGGGACAUUCUCAGAUGUGACAUUUAAGUUGGAAGAUGGGGUCAUAAAUGCCCACAAACCACUGCUUAUCUGUAGCUGUGAUUGGAUGGCCGCCAUGUUUGGAGGAUCAUUUGUGGAAAGCGCCAAAAGUGAGGUAGCCCUGCCCGGCAUCAACAAGCUGUCCAUGCAAGCCGUGCUGGAUUACCUGUACACCAAGCAGUUGUCGUCUUCUCUGGACCUGGACACACUUGAAUUAAUCACCUUGGCAAACCGAUUCUGCCUGCCACACUUGGUCGCUCUUGCAGAGCAGCAUACGGUGCAGGAGCUGACCAAAAUGGCCAUGAGUGGGAUCGGCAUUGAAGGAGAGGUGCUGUCCUACUUGGAGUUGGCCCAGUUUCACAAUGCCCAUCAGUUGGCAGCGUGGUGCCUUCAUUACAUCUGCACCAACUACAACAGAGUUUGCGCCAAGUUUCGCAAGGAAAUCAAAGCAAAAUCUACAGACAAUCAGGAAUACUUUGAGAGGCACCGCUGGCCGCCCGUUUGGUACUUGAAGGAAGAAGAUCAUUACCAGCGUGUAAAGAAAGAGAGGGAAAAGGAAGACCUCGCCCUGAACAAGCACCAUUCCAGACGGAAGUGGUGCUUCUGGCAUUCUUCCACAAUGGUAGCCUGAAUAAGCAAGGAGAGAAUCCUAGAAAGACCCGCCCAUUCCCCCAACCAACAGCAACAGCCACAACACUACUGUAAAAUUAGUCGUCGUCGUCGUCGUCCUAGAGAUGAGAUAUAGGUCAGGUUUCCGCCACUGAUUGGACUCUCCAUCUGUGCAUUUUAAAAUCCAGAAAUAUUAAAAGCACAAUCUCCCCAGAAAUGAGCCUGGACGACUGACUCUGAUGCUUAAAUUGCAUUCCUUCCACUAAUAUGUAUAUUUUUGGUUAGGGAGCGUAAUAAACUUAGUCCAUUAUGACAAUUUCUUUUUAUACAGAAAAUCCAGCAUUCACAUUUCAAAUUCCAAAUUGGAAAAAAAAAAUAUUUUUCUACCGUCUUGUGUACUUUGUCGAGACAAAAAUACUAUGUAUUACUUAAUUUUACAGGCCACAAAUUAACCGCGAGGAGCCAGCCCCGUAAUUAGGUUGUAACUCUUGGCCCACAGACGGACACGAGCGCCGAGGCAUCAUUACCUAAUGAGACGGUUAUUCCCACAGUUGGAAGCGAAGAAUCGGAAUGCAAUUCCCCAAAGUGUGAGCUAGGGAGUGUUUAAUCUUUGUCCUUCUGAGCAACGUUGGUAUAAUUAACAAGUCAACUCCAGGAGCGGGUAUCUACAGUAUUUGCCGUGUAAGUGGUAGUAAUUAUAUGAUUAUGUGUGCCAUGUAAAAUAUAGUGAUAGCAAAUAUUCUGUUGUUGAAAGUGUCUAGAUUCGAGAGGAUAAUCUUCAUAAUCAUUAGAAGGGCUUAUUAAAUCCCAGCAUUAUCCAGGGCCCACUCGCUGAUGGACCUGAAUACAAAGAAAGAUAAUUACGCUGUUCGUAUUUGGGUGGCUGUCAUGGCUGACGGGGUGGGCUAUUCCUUGAUCCUUGCCGAGUUUCUGCGUGUGAACCUUCUCUGUUGACUGGAACCAGAGGUGGGGGGCAGGGGGAGCUCCUGGCCCCUGACUCGUUUGUGCGGUGUGCUCGCAUCUCAUCCCCACCCCACGCUGGGUUGCUCUGCGGUGCCCUUCCCCGGGGAUAUCACUGUGGAACUCAGUUCCCCAUUUUUGUUUUUCCCAAGAAGAAUUCAUUCAGCUGCCCCUUAGCUGGCAUUCUCUUCUAAAGCCCGAAGGCACCUGGGAAAGGAAGCAUCUUACUGGAGACUAGGAGAGCCGAAGGAUCGCCGAGAACCCCGUGGCUUGGAACAGCUCCCUCUUGAGUUGUGCCCAUCGGAACUCUCUUCGGUGAAGUAGAAGGUCAGGAGCUGGGAAGCUUUCCCGCCGAGCAAUCUCCAUAACCAUUGACAUCUCCAUAACCGAAAAAUGAACAGCCCAUACGAUACAAGAUUCCAAGGACCCAGCUUCAUACCCACAAUGGCCCUGGGGACAGUAUGGUGGGGUCAGGGCUGGUUUCCCAUUCAUUGGUCACUUGGUAUCCUCACAUGAAAAAGACUCUUUUUUUCUUCUUCUUCCAUCCUAGGGUUAGAAAAAGAGGCAAUUGAACACAAACCCCAGUGCUGCAGAUCAGGAAGAAAUUUCCAGAUGACAGCCAUAUGCAUUUUAAAAAAAUAUAUUCAGGUUAGAAAUGGAAUUUUCAUUCCUGGCUGUAGUAGCACCCCAGGGCAAUAGAAACUACUUAGCAUUGAGUGACAUCAGGGACCCAAGCUUGGAGGAGAGACGUCUAGAAGGAGAAGCAGAGGAGUAUUUGGUACCCCCGACCCUGGAUGAAAGAGGUCUGUAGAAAAAGGAUGACUACCUGGAUAAAUCACCGGUCGGUAGGUGGGGUAGGUAGGGAAGAGGGGAGUAAGAAUGAGAAGCUAAACAUCAAAAUGAGUCAAAAAUUUAAAUCUCUUCCAUCCUGAAGUAGUGGUGUGUUGGGUUCGCAACAAAAAUUGCUAGUUGGUUUUGUCCAAUCAGAGCUCUUAUUCGAAUGUAAUCUUGCCAAAAACCAUAAUGGAUGUAUACUGGUGGCCCUGGGGGAUAUGCAAUAAUAUUCACUCGACUUUGUUAUCAGCUGCUGAAACCAAGUGGCUGGUUCAUUUGGUUAAUGCUGGCUAUGGCCUUCAACCUUGGUGGUUUUAUUUUAUGUUUUUUAUUUCACAGAAAGCCAAUAAAAUUGUUUAGCUAUAAAA